Coccinella septempunctata (seven-spotted ladybird) is the source of this 1141-nucleotide messenger RNA. RefSeq names its product DNA damage-regulated autophagy modulator protein 2. The transcript has 5 exons. The coding region runs from base 250 to 1005 and encodes 251 amino acids. The record is from RefSeq and is a predicted model, not a curated record. Lineage: Eukaryota; Metazoa; Arthropoda; Insecta; Coleoptera; Coccinellidae.
UAUUGACAUGAAAAUUUUCAUUUUUUUCGCUGAAGACGCGUUUAUCGAAUGUAGAAUCAUCAAGUUAUCUUUAUACUUAUCGUUGGCUAUCAGUACAAAUGGAAAAUGUCGUAAUUGUCCAGGAGAUUAUGGAAUUUUCAAUGAAUAAGUGAUCGAUAUGUUAUAUUCUGCGGAGAAAACCGAAAUAGUUCGGGUGAAAAGGUUGCGUGGAUAGAAUAUGUUUGAUUGAGGUCUAUAUGUGAAGUGAAAAUGGCUAUCCAAAAUCUUCAAUAUUUACCUAUCCUAAUAUCGAUUUAUUUCCCUGCUACAUUUAUACUAUCGUAUAUCAUAGCAGUUUCUACUGACGAUGUAACUCCCCUGUUUCCUUACAUAAGCGACACGGGAACCUUCUCCCCUGAGAGUUGUAUAUUUGGACAGUUGCUCAACUUGGGGGCCUUAUUUGUCGGUUGCGGUGCGUACCUUAGAUACCUCCAAAUCAAAGAUCUCCACCAAAACAAUCAACUUCCUUUCGUUGUGGAAAAACUGAAUGGAAGAGCGUGUGUUUUGGGUAUCAUAACGGCCCUAGGGAUCAGCAUAGUUGGGAAUUUUCAAGAAAAGAAUGCUCUAAUCGUUCACUUGAUUGGAGCGACCUUCGCUUUUGGAGUCGGCGGUGUCUACCUAUGUUUCCAGAGUUAUAUUUCGUUUAAAAUCUAUCCACUCGUGGGCAAUAAGACGCUAAACUGGAUAAGGGUCAUUCUAGCUGUUGGAACUUUAAUUUUCUUCGUUCUUGUGUUCCUUUUCGCUAUAAUAGCGGCUAUUGUUGGCAAAAACGCUGGAAACGAACAUGCGGAGGAGACCAUAAACACCAAAUGGACCUCUGACCAAGCAGGAUGGGGCUGGCACUUCGCGAGUACGCUCAGCGAAUGGAUCCUGGCUUUUUGUAUGCUCCAGUAUCUCGCAACUUACGCGUAUGAUUUUAGGGGGCUCACUUUGAACGAAAUCACCGUCUCGAAUAAAUUAAAAUGAAGAUUUCGAGGGAUGACGCUUCAAAUGAUGAAGUUAAGAUGAUAUUCAUCAGCAUUCUGUGAAGAACUUGACGAUAAUUCUGUAUUAUUUCUGAACUUUUAUAUAUUUGUGGAAAAAAGCGAUAUUACUAUUUUUA